Messenger RNA from Exophiala bonariae, 807 nucleotides. RefSeq lists its product as uncharacterized. Gene Ontology annotation, cellular component: cytosol. The transcript has 4 exons. Gene Ontology annotation, molecular function: oxidoreductase activity. NCBI's taxonomy places the organism in Eukaryota, Fungi, Ascomycota, Eurotiomycetes, Chaetothyriales, Herpotrichiellaceae. The record is from RefSeq and is a predicted model, not a curated record. Bases 1 to 807 code for a protein of 268 amino acids.
AUGACGUCUCUUACAGGGUUAACAGCUUUAGUGACGGGAGCGUCGAUGGGUAUUGGAGAAGCAAUCGCAGACACGCUUGCCAAGGAAGGUGUCAAUUUGGCCUUGUUGUCCCGCAGCGAAGACAAAUUGGUGGGGGUCCAGAAAAAGAUACAAGAACGCCAUGUCAAUGUCAAGGUAGCGAUAUACCCAGUCGAUCUUCAAGACUACAAGGCUGUGGACGAGGUUGUGGAGGCUGUGGUUUCCAAAUUUGGGCAAAUCGAUAUUUUGAUCAAUAAUGCUGGUCUUGCCCUAGGUGCCCCGGCAAGAUUUUGGGAACUUCCUAUCGAGUUGGUCAACCAGAUGAAUGGGACAAACAUUGCAGGAGUCAUGUAUGCCACUCAUUCAGUUCUGAACAGGAGUAUGUGGCUGAAGAAAGACGGUACCAUUAUCAACAUCUCGUCUGUCACAGGUCUAGAGUGUCCGCCUUUUGACGGUGAAGCCGUGUACCAUGCGAAUAAAGCUUGUCUGGAGGCAUUUAGCAAUAGUCUCCGAAUGGAAACCGCAGGCAGCAACAUCAGGAUCCUUGUCCUGCGACCUGGUUGUGUGGCAACCCACUUCCAUCAACAAAGAGUCCAAUACGAUCAGAGCGCGAUGGAUGAAUUCUUUUAUGGGUAUGAUCCUCUGGUUGCGGAAGACCUUUCAGAUGCCGUCCUCUAUAUGCUUAGCCGACCAGGAAGGACGUCGAUCAAGGCGUUGGACUGCGUUCCUACAGCUCAGCGCGCCUUGACGCGUUUUGAUCGUGAAUGGAACCAGCGGAAUGGUCAUUAA